AUGGCCUCCCCGCCCGGCGGCGAGCAGCGGGCUCUGCGGGAGCGGGUGGCGGCGCUGGAGGCGGACCUGGGCGCCUGCCGCGAGCAGCUGGAGCGGGCGCAACGCCGGCUGCGCCGCACCGAGCGCCUCUACCGCCAGGCGCGGGAGGACGGCGAGGCGCUGGGGAGACAGGUUGAAGAGCUUACUAAGGAAAUCCAGAACAGGAAGAGGAGAGAUACAGCAAGUGUGGAAGUGCAGACAGAAGACUAUGCUGCAUGGUCACAAGCAGAUUAUUACUAUUAUGAAAAUUAUUACAAUCACACUGAUACUCAAGACUGCGCAUCUGAACUGUCAGUGCAGUACGAUCGUGGGACUGAAGCUGCUGAGCAUAAUUCCACGGAGAAGUCACAGACAGAGGCUGGUAUUUCCUUAAGGAUUGGUAACACGGAAGUUGCUGAAGGUGGAGAAGAGGAAAAUUAUAUCCAGAAUUCACAGGAAGUGGAAGAUCCCUCAGCACCAGAGGGUUCUUUGGCAGAGAGCUUGAGAGCUGCUGCAGAAGCUGCCGUUUCACAAACCGGAUUUACUUACGAUGAAAAUACAGGAUUGUAUUAUGACCAUAGCACUGGAUUUUACUAUAAUUCAGAAAAUCAACUGUAUUAUGAUCCAACAACUGGAAUUUAUUACUACUGUGAUGUGGAAAGUGGCCGAUACCAGUUUCAUUCACGGGUAGAUUUGCAGUCUUACCAGGCCUCUGGUACUCAGCACGCAAAGGAUAAAAAAGGGAAAAAGAAGAGAAAGGAACCAGAGCGGAUUACUGCGAAUGAUUAUAAGGAUUUGGACACAGAAGAACAGAAAUCAUCUAGCAGUCUGAAUUGCUUUUCCACCACUGAGCAAGUAAGUUCUGCUGAAGAAGAAGAGUCUCCAAAUCUAAGAAAGAAGACUAAAAUGGACAAAAAACCACGAAACAGUCUAACAGCCAAAGAAUCAAUGGACAGUAUAAAUUCACAUUCACACAGAAGUACACCAGAAACUGCAGCAUAUACAGAUGACAGUAGAACAGCAGAUACAGCAAGUGAGCCAGAAGAAGGUGAAAUUACAGAUUCUGAGUGUGAAGCCUACAGCAGUGAGGAUGAAGUGUCAAGUCAAGAAUCUACUGAUUCAGAAAACUCAGAAAAUGAAGAUGAAGAAAAGAUCUGGCCUCCUUGUAUCAGAGUAAUUGUAGUAAGAUCACCAGUUUUACAGACUGGAUCUCUUUAUAUUAUCACAGCUGUGAAACCUGCUACAAUAGGAAGAGAAAAAGAUGUUGGACACACACUUCAGAUUCCUGAAGUUGGAGUCAGUAAGUUCCAUGCAGAAGUGUAUUUUGACCACGAUUUGCAAAAUUAUGUUCUUGUGGAUCAGGGCAGUCAGAAUGGAACAGUUGUUAAUGGAAAUCAGAUUCUCCAGCCUAAAACAAAAUGUGAUCCCUACAUCUUGGAGCAUGGAGAUGAAGUGAAGAUUGGUGAAACAGUGCUCUCUUUUCAUAUACAUCCUGGCAGUGAUACUUGCGAUGGAUGUGAACCAGGACAAGUCAGAGCCCAUCUCCGCCUGGACAGGAAAAUUGAAUCUUCUGUUUGUCCUCCACUUAGCAAGGAAGAGAGAGAAAUAGUCAGAAGAAAAGCAUUAAAACAAAUACGGGUAAAAUACGGUUUACAGAACACAGAGUAUGAAGACAACAAAGCAGUGAAGAAUCCAAAGUACAAAGACAGAGCAGGAAAACGCAGAGAGACCAUUGGCAGUGAAGGAACCUUCCAGAGAGAUGACAGUCCAGCUUCUAUUCAUAUUGAAAUUAGCAACAGCAACAAAGGACAUAAAAUGUUGGAGAAGAUGGGAUGGAAGAAAGGGGAAGGCCUGGGCAAGGAUGGUGGUGGUAUGAAGGAUCCGAUCCACCUCCAGCUACAUAAGGCACAUGCAGGUUUGGGUACCAGUAGACCAACCUCGCUUGAAGAUGUUCAGAUCAUCCAGAGCAAGAACAGAAAGAACUGGGAUAAAGCAAGAGAAAGGUUUGCAGAAAACUUCCAAGAACCUAAAUCACAAAGGGAUGCACCCAAGAUUACACCUUGGGUUAAAGGCACUGUAGAGUGAAGCAUCUGGUCCCACAGUAGGGUAAUUCCUAUGUGUAAAUAACUUGGGAGAGAAUUUAUUUUUAUUCUUUUGCUGAAGCAGGAGUUUGGUGUUAUGUAAAAUACAGUUGUGGUAAAAAUACACAAGAUUAACUCUA
This is a messenger RNA of Calypte anna (Anna's hummingbird), 2239 nucleotides long. It is a transcript of the gene AGGF1, whose product is annotated as angiogenic factor with G-patch and FHA domains 1. The record is from RefSeq and is a predicted model, not a curated record. Lineage: Eukaryota; Metazoa; Chordata; Aves; Apodiformes; Trochilidae. The transcript is spliced from 14 exons. Bases 1 to 2103 code for a protein of 700 amino acids. Gene Ontology annotation, molecular function: nucleic acid binding; protein binding.